Messenger RNA from Sinocyclocheilus grahami, 1014 nucleotides. Its product is annotated as ras-related protein Rab-3A. The transcript has 5 exons. The record is from RefSeq and is a predicted model, not a curated record. The coding region runs from base 78 to 740 and encodes 220 amino acids. Gene Ontology annotation, molecular function: GTPase activity; GTP binding. Lineage: Eukaryota; Metazoa; Chordata; Actinopteri; Cypriniformes; Cyprinidae.
CAAGUGACGUCAAAGUGUCUGCAGGUGUUGGAAGAGGCGCAGUAUUGGCGUAAGUGACGCUUAAAACGGCUUUUACGAUGGCUUCAGCUACAGAUAACCGUUAUGGACAAAAGGAGUCUUCUGACCAGAACUUUGAUUACAUGUUCAAAAUCCUGAUCAUCGGAAACAGCAGCGUUGGAAAGACCAGCUUUCUGUUUCGUUAUGCAGAUGACUCCUUCACGCCAGCAUUUGUAAGCACGGUGGGCAUCGACUUCAAGGUGAAGACCAUCUACAGGAAUGACAAGAGGAUAAAGCUGCAGAUCUGGGACACUGCGGGACAGGAACGCUACAGAACCAUCACCACCGCCUACUACCGCGGGGCCAUGGGCUUCAUCCUCAUGUAUGACAUCACCAACGAGGAGUCUUUUGCCGCUGUGCAGGACUGGUCCACACAGAUUAAGACGUACUCAUGGGAUAACGCCCAGGUGCUACUAGUGGGCAACAAGUGUGACAUGGAGGACGAGAGGGUUGUGGCCUCUGAGAGGGGACGACAGCUCUCCGAGCAUCUCGGUUUUGAGUUUUUUGAGGCCAGUGCCAAGGACAACAUUAACAUUAAACAAACCUUCGAGCGGCUGGUGGACAUAAUCUGCGAGAAGAUGUCAGAGAGCCUGGAUGCCGCUGAUCCUGCAGUGACGGGAGCCAAACAGGGGCCGCAGCUCACCGAGCAGCCCACCGCUCCGCACCAGGACUGCGCCUGCUGAAAACCCCAUGGCUCUAUCUGCCUUGCACCAACACACAAAAACAACAAGUUUAGGUAUUUAAAAAGAACAAGAAACAUAAAACCCUCAAUUCCCUUACUGCCUCCUCUGGUCACAUUCUCUAACUCCUCCCCCUCCUCUCUGAAUACACAUUUAGACAUCUCAAACUUUGAAAAGAUUUUAUUCAACAAGCAAUCCAUUCAAUUUUUAAAAGGAAAGCCUUAGUGCCCUUUAAAGGGAUAGUUCACCCAUAAAUGAGAAUUCUGUCAUCGUUUAC